Messenger RNA from Amaranthus tricolor (Joseph's coat), 1236 nucleotides. Its product is annotated as probable xyloglucan endotransglucosylase/hydrolase protein 8. Gene Ontology annotation, biological process: xyloglucan metabolic process; cell wall biogenesis. Gene Ontology annotation, molecular function: hydrolase activity, hydrolyzing O-glycosyl compounds; xyloglucan:xyloglucosyl transferase activity. The coding region runs from base 151 to 1053 and encodes 300 amino acids. The record is from RefSeq and is a predicted model, not a curated record. Lineage: Eukaryota; Viridiplantae; Streptophyta; Magnoliopsida; Caryophyllales; Amaranthaceae. Gene Ontology annotation, cellular component: apoplast; cell wall. The transcript is spliced from 4 exons.
UCCCAUAUAAUUUUAAUUUAAAUCUACCUUCCACACACAAUACACUUGAGUCUUGACUAAACGUAGCAAAGCAAUAUAAAAACAGAUCAUUAAUUGUUCAGCCCUCCAUAAAAGCUUCAUUGAUGAAGGAUCAUUGAAAUUCCUCUGUUUAUGAAAGAAAGAUUAUCUAAAAUGGCUAUUCCUCUGUUUAUUGCAGCUUUAAUGGCCGCCAUUGUUUCACCAUCUUUAUCAGUUUCAUUAACAAAAGGAUCAUUCAAAGAUAACUUUGAUAUCAUGUUUUCUGAAAGUAAUUUCAAGACUUCAGAUGAUGGUCAGAUCUGGUUUCUUUCCUUAGAUAAAAUUAGUGGAUGUGGGUUUCAAACAAAACAGAGGUAUAGAUUUGGGUGGUUUAGUAUGAGAUUAAAAUUGGUGGGUGGUGAUUCUGCUGGUGUCGUUACUGCUUACUAUAUGUGCACAGAUGUUGAUGCAUCACCAACAAGAGAUGAACUAGAUUUUGAGUUCUUAGGGAACAGAACAGGACAGCCAUAUUUGAUUCAAACCAAUGUGUAUAAGAAUGGAACUGGUGGAAGAGAAAUGAGACAUGUUUUAUGGUUUGAUCCUACUGAAGAUUACCACACUUAUUCAGUUCUUUGGAACCCCAAACAAAUCAUUUUUUUCGUUGAUCGAACACCAAUUCGAGUAUACAAGAACAACGGAAAACCAAACAACUUCUUCCCCAUCGAGAAGCCAAUGUACUUGUUCUCAAGCAUAUGGAAUGCAGAUGAGUGGGCUACGAGAGGUGGCCUCGAGAAAACCGAUUGGAAGAAGGCUCCAUUUGUGUCUUCCUACAAGGACUUUAGUGUUGAUGGUUGUCAAUGGGAAGACCCUUAUCCAGCUUGUGUUUCUACAACAUCUAAGAAUUGGUGGGAUCAAUACCCUGCUUGGCACCUAAGUGAUUCUCAAAAGAAGGAUUAUGCUUGGGUUAAGAGGAACCUUGUUAUAUAUGACUAUUGCCAAGAUGUUGAUAGAUAUCCUACACCAAUGGAAGAGUGUUCUUUGAGUCCUUGGGAUUGAUUACUUCUACACAAAAACAUGACUAUACCAAAUCUUUCUUGCAUGUUAUCAUGGCUCAUGGUUAUUCAUCUUUUGGUGUAUCAAUUUUGGGUUAUUUGAGUCUUUUAUGUGUAUUUUAUAUAUUAUUCUUUAUUAUUUAUAAUGAUCAAAAUUUCUUUUAAUUGAAAUUUUAAUUUUAGCUUA